AUGGGCUCAGUCAACAAAGGUCUUCGGCCUUUCCUCACCAGCAAGAGUUUCACCUUAUUGCACAGCCUCACUCCUGUAGUUGUGGUCGACCCUAACGUUGUUUCAAACCACUAUCAUCCUCUCAACCGGAGAGUCCUUGAACGGAUCAGGGCCGAAGAAACGAAUGAACCUCGAUUGAUUAUCACCGCUCUAGCACCGAAGAAGAACGUUUCAAAGAACGCUGUUGUUCGCAAUAAGGCAGUUCGCAGAGUUCGCGAGGCAGUUAUGCUGCGAACGGCCGGGAACGAUUGUCAAAAGGUAAAGAGCAAGAGUACUUUACGCCCGAGAUUUGGGUUGGAACGCGGACCUGACCCGGGGAGACGGUGGCCCGAAUUAUCGGGAGAACAAGUCAGGAGUGGCUCAAAUCAUGGGAAAUCACUGGGAGAUAAAGACGAGAGGGGUACAAGAGUAGCGCAUCAACAUCGACAAGGCCCGUACAUUGCUGGGGGAAAUCGGGCUAGACGACCAGUGAAUGUUUUGACAAGUGGGCAAGGCUUGCAACAAAAAGCUGGCUCUGAAAUAAAUAGUCAAGAUUUCCGAAUGGAAAUCGGGGUCGAGUUGGGCGAUCAGCAGGGACGGGGAAGGGAGAAUAGAAGAAUACGUUUCAAAAAAGGAUUUGAUGAAGGUUCAGAAUUUACAUAG
Molecule: messenger RNA, 681 nt
Organism: Morchella sextelata
Lineage: Eukaryota; Fungi; Ascomycota; Pezizomycetes; Pezizales; Morchellaceae
Exons: 4
Coding region: 1-681 (226 amino acids)
Source: RefSeq, a predicted model, not a curated record